Messenger RNA from Brassica oleracea var. oleracea, 2645 nucleotides. Its product is annotated as pentatricopeptide repeat-containing protein At5g66631. Gene Ontology annotation, molecular function: protein binding. The coding region runs from base 479 to 2443 and encodes 654 amino acids. The transcript has a single exon. The record is from RefSeq and is a predicted model, not a curated record. NCBI's taxonomy places the organism in Eukaryota, Viridiplantae, Streptophyta, Magnoliopsida, Brassicales, Brassicaceae.
GUGGCCUUCGAACCCAGGUUAAGAGAACUAAAUCAGCCUAAUGUGACCAGUAGGCCACAAUAACUUUUGCUAUUUAAUUUCAAACCAAUUUAAUAUAUAUUAUAAAUGCAAAAUGUGAUUUUUUAUUGUAAAAUUACUCUCCGAAUACUCCCCGAUUUUAUCCGAUUUUCUCUUAACUCGCUAGACCCGGAUCAAGCGUACGUAUAGUAUAUACCGCCUACCGCAAUUUCGAACAUGGCUUGUAUGUAUUACCUUGUGGCUUGUAUGUAUUACCUUGUUUUGAUUCCCGCUUUUUUAGAGGAAAUGUGAUAUACGGUAAUCGUUUUAUACAAUCAAAUCUGCCGUCAAUUCAUUUCCUCACCAAAGCACACCACAUGUUCGAUCAUUUGUCCCAACUAGUUUCCCCAUAGUGCGAUUAGGCUUUUUUGAUUCCUUUAUUUUUCUUCUUCUUCUUCUUCGUAUUGGAUUGUCACUCAACAUGUUUUCUCUGAACUUCUCCAACUCUGUUAAGCCACUCCACUCCGCAAUCGCUCAUCAAAUUCGAUUCUUUUCGCGUGAUCCAUUCCCAAACAAACUCCAGCUCUACCUUUACCGAGCCAACCUCAUCGAUUCCAUCCGUCUCAUCCUCCGCUCCACACCCGUCUCAGAGACCGACCUAACUACUCUCUUAACCCACCGUCUUGUCGAUUCCUUUGUCGUCAAGAACGCUUUACGCUCCUCUCCUUCCCUUACCUCCGCUUGGUCUAUCUUCAAAUCCCUCAGCAAAAUAAAACCCCAAAUUUCAUAUGAAGCUGAGACGCUUCACGCCUUCGCCACCGUUCUCGCAAAGUUCCACCGCUCUUCACAGCUCAAAUCUCUUAUCGGACUGGUCCACGCUGGCAAAUUCGGCCAUGUUCAGUUCAGCUUUAUGAACCUCAUGAACUUGUAUGCAACUUCUGGUGACUUCCACUCUGUUCUCAAGACCUGGGAUGAGUAUAGAUGCUCAGGAGAGGAGAAAGGAUGCUGCACAGAGUCCUAUAACAUUGUGAUGCAAGUUUACGUGAGCUUAGGUAAAGACACUGACGCUGUGCAGACUUUUGAUCAGAUGAUUAACAACGGAGGCAUCCCGAAUUCGAGAACCUUCACGAUUAUGAUCGAGCAUCUGGUGAAAUCAGGGAAUCUUGAUGCUGCCAUGGAGGUUUUCGAGACCUUGCCUUCGAUGAGGAUCACAAGGACUCUGAAGCAUUACUCUGUUCUGGUCGAAGCCUUUGUCGAUGCUCAGCGGUUUGAUCGAGUCAAGACUCUGCUCGCUGAGAUGAAAGCCGAUGGGAAGUUCCCGAGUAGACGCAUGUUUGAGCCUCUGCAGCGCAUGAGAGAGGCUGGGUUUGAGCAAGAAACUGGAGAGUUCUUGAGGGAGAUGUUGCCUGAUGAGAGAAUCAAGGACGUUUCUAUGUAUUCCAUGUGCAAUCCCAGCGAAGAUGAAUCCGACCAUGAUGAUGCUCGGGUGAAGUUGAAGCCGUGGCUGGAUCCAAAAGCUUUAGCUAAUUCGUUAAAGAAAUGGAGUUCUGAUACUGUUACUGCUUUGGAAGAAGCUAACUUCGUCUGGACGAAUCUUUUGGUAUGCAAGAUGCUGAGGAACUUUAGAUCCCCUGAAACGGCGUGGAGUUUCUUCUGCUGGGUGGCGGUUCAGCCUGGGUUCACCCAUGACGCCUACACGAUUGAGAGAAUGAUGGCUAUGUUGGCACGCAACGGCCAGGUUGAACUGGUCGAUAAGCUCAUCUCAAAAGUGAGAAUGGAAGGGAUCAAACUACCAUUCAGCACCAUCAGGCUGAUCAUCGAUCUCUACGGAGUUUCGAAGAAACCAGAAGCAGCCAUCAAGGUCUUCCGCCACGACAGAACAACACUCUGCGGUUCAGUUUCGGGUUUCAACCUCAUGCUGUUGUACUCAUCGCUCUUGAGAACGUUGACCAAGUGCAAGAGAAACGCAGAAGCUCUGGAGACGCUGGAAGAGAUGGUUUCGACCGGGGUGUCUCCGGAUAUCCAGACGUUUUCGGGGUUAAUGUAUCACUUCGCAUUGCAGGGAGAGAUUCAGACGGUGCAGAGGCUUUUCUCGAUGGUGAGACAGAUCGGUCUGGAGCCGGAUCCUUACAUGUUAAAGCUUCUUGUCCAAGCUUACUGCAGAUGCGAAAGGUCGGUGCUUGCUUUCAGAGUGUUCCAAGACAUGAAGGACUUGAAUCUAAUCCCUGACAGAGAGACGAAAGAGCUGCUUGUGAGGAGUCUGUGGAGAGAAGAGAAGCGCAAAGAGGCGGCCGCGGUUGAAGAAAGCAGCUACUGCGACGAGGAAGGGGAUAGUAGUAGCGUUUUGCGUUUGGCGUUGAAGGGUCAUGUGUGGAAUUUUAGUUCAAGAGACAUCGCUAGAGUCUUCAAUCUCUACCGCGACUGUAUUUUGAAAACUCCAAGUUAACUUUUGUUUCCAGUGUUUUUUCUUGGCAGCUGAAACCGUUUUAGUUCUAUUGGUUCUGUUGGUCACGCAUUCUAUUCAAAUUAGUCAAGCAAGAACACCAAUUGCAUCUAAUAUUUGAUUUUAUUCUCUACGAAAAUUUUAGAGGUCUAUACAUUUAAUUAGCAUCGGAAUUAGAAGAGAACAAAAAUAGGAUUAGGAUCAA